Drosophila teissieri is the source of this 1044-nucleotide messenger RNA. RefSeq names its product putative glycine-rich cell wall structural protein 1. NCBI's taxonomy places the organism in Eukaryota, Metazoa, Arthropoda, Insecta, Diptera, Drosophilidae. The transcript has 2 exons. Bases 87 to 647 code for a protein of 186 amino acids. The record is from RefSeq and is a predicted model, not a curated record.
UUCCCCACUCGGAAGCAACCAAAUUCACUCCACUCUACUCUACUCAACUCUUCCCCCCAACAAACACACUCACCCGAAUCGUCGCUAUGAACUCCUUCUCAGUGUUCUUAGUGUUCGCGCUGGCCGCUCUGGCUGCAGCAGAGCCACCAUCCGGAUAUAACUAUCCUCGCGGCGGAGGCGGUGGUGGCGGCGGCGGUGGCUUUGGAGGUGGCUUCGGCGGCGGAUUCGGAGGCGGCGGCGGUGGCGGUGGCGGCGGCGGCUACCAGGCUGUGAGCGGCGGCUUCCAGACCUCCGAGGGCCAGAACGUGGAUCCCCAGCUUCUGGAGCAGGUCCGUCAGAUCCUGCUGAACGAGGAGAGCAAGCAGGGCGGUGGUGGCGGAGGCGGCGGCGGCGGUGGCGGCGGUGGCUAUCCUAGUGGCCCAUCCUCCAGCUACGGUCCACCUUCCACCAGCUACGGAGCCCCCGGAAUCGGAGGCGGUGGCCGUGUCGUGGGCAUCGAUCUGGAAGGCGUCCGCCAGGCCAUCCAGGUGGCUCAGUUCGCCCAGCAGAGCUCCCAGCAGGGAGGUGGCGGUGGAUACCCCAGUGCCCCAUCCGGAUCCUAUGGCGCCCCUUCAAGGCCCAGCGGCAGCUACGGAGCGCCCUUCUAGAUCUUUGAACAGGUCUCACAUCCGAAAGACACACCUCUGCCAAAAAUGAAUACCGACGGACACGAAACCGACAAAGACGACACCAACACUAUACCAAUUUGGGCAACCUGGACCUAAAAAAGGAACUACCGAUCCGCUCUGAUCCCGAGAGAACUGGUGAUCGCUUCCCCUUCUCAAGACCUCUUCCCAAACUCAGCGACUGUACCCCAAAACUCUCUAAGGCCCGUUCCCCAGAAUCCUCAAAAACCCCCAACCAAUUCGGGACUUCGUUUUGGGCUUUUUUGUAACCCUUGUAAAUAGUUUCUCACACUACACGAAUACAAGAAAACCCGCAAACGAAAGCCACACAACAACACCCACAACACCCGAAACACCCAAAACACCAAGAUGGAGAACA